This is a messenger RNA of Durio zibethinus, 1468 nucleotides long. RefSeq names its product putative E3 ubiquitin-protein ligase RHB1A. The record is from RefSeq and is a predicted model, not a curated record. Gene Ontology annotation, molecular function: ubiquitin-protein transferase activity; zinc ion binding. Lineage: Eukaryota; Viridiplantae; Streptophyta; Magnoliopsida; Malvales; Malvaceae. Gene Ontology annotation, cellular component: cytosol.
AUCUCAUCAAAUUUCAAUUAUUUUUCCAAAUACCAAAUGUUGUCACCAAAAACUAUCCCACUUUCUUAUAUCCUUCGUCGCUAAAUUUAUACAUUUAUACGAAUAUAAUACUAAUUAUUAAGCUUUUAAUACGGAGAGUGGAAUAAACCGGAAAGGUUGGCGCGUGGAGAGAAUUCCGAGAAACAAUUCUAAAAAAAUUCUGCAAUAGUGAAUCAGUUUUAAUGGAGAGCCGACCUUUCUCAAUGAAAAAACCACAACGAUCACACUCUAUGAAUAAGUAAAUAAAUAAAAAAUUUUAUGUAAUUCUCUCUUUUUAUUUUUGUUAUUAUUGAAUUUUCGCUUGGAAUUCUUGAAUUCAACAGCGCAUGGGUUGAUUAGAGUUCGACAAGAAAGUGUGCUUUGGUUAGAAGUUUGCAAUUAAGACCAUCCACUGUGAUUACUUGAGGAGUGCAAACUUGGGAUGUUCUUACUUUGUGUUGGUGUGGAAUCCUAAUGUACCAAAUAUCAGUAGUGUUAUAUGGCCAGUGGAUGUAAGUAAAAGGAAUGGGAGGUUGCUGCUGUUGCUCUUCUAGAGGAGUUGAAAUAAAUAGUGCACCAGCAUAUUAUUAUUACCCAAGAGCCUUAGAAGAGCAUGUGCCUUUAUCUUCUCACAAUGGUGCUACCUCUGCCCUCUCCACUGGGCUCCUGGUUGACACAAAUUUGGAUGUAUCAGUUCCUGAUGCUUAUAGACCUCCUCCGGCUCCAAUGCCAUUUGAUGCAGUCUUAAGGCCUUCUCAAACUCCUUCAGUAGCCCAAGGAAUUCAUAACGGUAAGAGCGAUGAAGUAGUGCAAAUGACAAAUGUUGAUUCCAGUCAAGAAACAGUUGUUGUCAACACUCAAGAGACUUAUAUAAAAUCUGAGAACACAAAGAAAUUGGACUGCAAAGCACAAUCGAAUACUGAAAUUGAGUCACCAAAGGGGAUAGAAAUUGAACUUUCAAAACCAGUUGAACCAAUUGUGUCUACAAACGAGGAGGAGGAUGUUUGUCCGACCUGUUUAGAAGAGUAUGAUGCAGAAAAUCCAAAAAUUAUCACAAAAUGUGAGCAUCAUUUUCACCUUGCAUGUAUUCUUGAAUGGAUGGAAAGAAGUGACACAUGUCCUGUGUGCGAUAAGGAAAUGAUAUUCGACCUACCCGGUGAUCCGUUUCCCGUUGAUAAGCUUUAGCUACUUGAAGUUAAGUUUGUUGCGAAGGUUACAACUUCCAAGCACAUCAAAAUUUCAGUUUUUACUUAUUUCUCUCAUUCGUCAUCAUAUAUUUAGUGGCCGCUGCAGAUUGGCAAUAGUUUGGUUUUGGAUUUCUUUUUCUUCAUUUCCUUUUUUUUUCUUCAUUUUAUAAGAGAGUCAUGCAAAUGAAUAGAUGAAAAGCUAGGAGAAAGAAAUACACAGAUAAAGUAAACAGAAACAGGUUUGAUACCAUUUCAAAGGUUAA